AUGGCCAGCAAUUUCAAGGACGACAGUCCAGACACGAUUGGUCCCGAGACCACACCGAAGAGGAGCUUCUCAGAGAAAGGCCGUCGCAUGAUCAAAGCCUUCACAACCAAAGAGGGUCUCAUAGGCGACUACGACUAUGGCUUCCUAUUCAAGCCUCAGCUACCUUUCAUGAAACGAGCACGGAGGGCAGGUCCCUUCUUCGGCCUUAACGACAAAAUACCAGUACUUCUUGCCUUUCUACUAGGACUCCAACAUGCUCUUGCCAUGCUUGCAGGCGUCAUAACGCCUCCCAUCAUCCUUUCGAGCAGUGCCAAUCUCAUUCAGGCAGACCAGCAGUAUCUGGUAUCAGCAUGUCUUAUCAUGAGCGGCAUCUUGUCUGCAAUCCAAAUUUCGCGAUUCCACAUCUGGAAGUCCCCCUACUAUGUCGGCACUGGCUUGAUCUCGGUCGUAGGAACAUCUUUCGCCACCAUUCCAGUCGCCACAGGUGCCUUCUCUCAGAUGUAUGCCACUGGUUUCUGUCCGUCGGAUUCAGAUGGCAAUCGUCUACCUUGCCCUGAUGCUUACGGUGCCCUAAUCGCAACCUCAUGCGUCUGCGCUCUUUUGGAAAUCUUGAUGUCAUUCACUCCGCCCAAGAUUCUGAAAAAAAUCUUCCCUCCGAUUGUUACUGGACCUACCGUCAUGCUGAUCGGUGUGUCACUAAUCAGUUCUGGCUUCGAAAACUGGGCUGGAGGCUCUGGAAAUUGUCAGUCGAGGCCUGAGUCUGGUCUCUUUAGUUUGUGUCCCAACAUCAAUGCUCCCCAUGCUCUUCCAUGGGGAAGUGCAGAGUUUAUCGGACUUGGAUUCCUUGUCUUCGUCAGUAUCAUCUUGACUGAGCGCUUCGGCAGUCCGAUCAUGAAGUCAUGUUCUGUUGUCGUUGGCCUUCUUGUCGGAUGUAUCGUAGCUGCUGCAUGUGGGUACUUCGACCGUAGCGGAAUCGAUGCUGCACCUGUCGCCAACUUCAUCUGGGUCCGCACUUUCAAGCUGCAGAUAUAUGGUCCACUGGUUUUGCCCUUGUUAACAGUAUACAUUGUUCUGGCUAUGGAGGCUAUUGGCGACAUCACGGCAUCGUGUGAUGUAUCACGUCUCCAGGUCGACGGAGACACAUUCAACAGCCGCAUCCAAGGUGGUGUCCUUGCAGAUGGACUCAGCGGACUUAUCUCAGGUCUCUGUACAUUGACACCCAUGUCUGUAUUUGCUCAGAACUGUGGAGUUAUCGCCUUAACGCGAUGCGCCAACAGAAAGGCCGGAUACGCAGCCUGUUUCUGGCUCAUUAUUAUGGGAAUCUUCAGCAAGUUUGCAGCUGCUCUUGUAGCAAUCCCUUCUGCUGUACUCGGUGGCAUGACGACGUUCUUGUUCGCUUCUGUUGCCACUAGUGGUCUUCGUAUCGUCUCGACUGUCCCAUUCACACGCCGCAACCGCUUCAUCCUGGCUGCAGCAUUCGCUCCUGGUUUCGGUGCUACUCUUGUUCCUACUUGGUUCAGCUACGUCUUCACAUACUCUGGCGGUAACCAGGCUCUGCAAGGCUUCUUCAACGCCAUCACACUUGUUAUGGAGGAAGGCUUCGCCAUUGCUGCCUUUGUUGCUCUCAUCCUCAAUUUAAUCCUGCCUGAGGAGUUUGAGGAUGAAGAAAUACCUGAACUGACGGCCAACACUGUCGAUGUACCGGCGGAUGAGGAGGAAUGGCGACACAUCAGAAGAGAGGAUGACACUUCCAGCGCCUACGAAGAUGACGAUUGA
Messenger RNA from Aureobasidium namibiae CBS 147.97, 1776 nucleotides. Its product is annotated as Xanthine/uracil permease. The transcript has 5 exons. Gene Ontology annotation, biological process: xanthine transport; transmembrane transport. Gene Ontology annotation, cellular component: membrane; fungal-type vacuole. Gene Ontology annotation, molecular function: xanthine transmembrane transporter activity. The record is from RefSeq and is a predicted model, not a curated record. Bases 1 to 1776 code for a protein of 591 amino acids. Lineage: Eukaryota; Fungi; Ascomycota; Dothideomycetes; Dothideales; Saccotheciaceae.